Molecule: messenger RNA, 1384 nt
Organism: Sebastes umbrosus (honeycomb rockfish)
Lineage: Eukaryota; Metazoa; Chordata; Actinopteri; Perciformes; Sebastidae
Gene: csrp1b
Product: cysteine and glycine-rich protein 1b
Exons: 6
Coding region: 156-734 (192 amino acids)
Biological process (GO): muscle tissue development; sarcomere organization
Cellular component (GO): nucleus; Z disc; cytoplasm
Molecular function (GO): structural constituent of muscle; actinin binding
Source: RefSeq, a predicted model, not a curated record
CUCUCUCUCUCUCUCUCUCUGUGUCCAGAGUGCUCCUCCCUCCGUUCAUCCUCCCUCUGCCUCCCUUCAUCAGACUAGUGUCUCUCCUCAACUCAGCCAUCUCUUAACACCACUGAACAACCACAGAGAGGACCAGCCUUUCACCUCACUACAGAAUGCCUUUCGGAGGAGGAAACAAGUGCGGCUGCUGCCAGAAAACCGUCUACUUCGCUGAGGAAGUGCAGUGCGAGGGGAAGAGCUGGCAUAAAUCCUGUUUUCUGUGCAUGGUCUGUAAGAAGAACUUAGACAGCACAACAGUGGCCGUCCAUGUGGAUGAGAUCUACUGCAAAUCGUGCUAUGGCAAGAAAUACGGGCCAAAAGGCUACGGCUUCGGAGGAGGAGCCGGCACUCUGAGUAUGGACACCGGAGAGGGACUGGGGAUCAAGCCUGAAGAACAAGCUCCUCAUCGCCCUACAAACAACCCCAAUGCCUCAAAGUUUGCCCAGAAACCUGGAGGCCCAGAUGUGUGCCCUCGCUGUGGGAAGACAGUGUACGCAGCCGAGAAGGUUGUCGGAGGAGGCAAUUCCUGGCAUAAAAGCUGCUUUCGCUGUGCCAUGUGUGGCAAAGGACUCGAGUCCACGACCGUCGCUGAUAGAGACGGGGAGAUCUUCUGUAAAGGUUGCUACGCAAAGAACUUCGGUCCCAAGGGGUUCGGCUUUGGUCAGGGUGCAGGAGCUCUGGCUCACUCCCAGUAGAGCCUGAAGCCUCGGCCCACCUUGGGACCGACAUCGCUCUGAUAUCAUCGCUUCCAGGAUGCUUCAGUCAAUAUCCAGUCUAUUUUACUCUGCCCGUUCACUCCAGCUAAAAAGGCAAAGAGGAAUGAAAGAAGCGCACAACUCACCGCUUUUUGUACGAGUUCACCAAGUACAUUUUGCUCUGUGUUGCAUAUUUGAAUCUGGAAUAUGAUGUCCUAGUUUUUGACCGCUUAUAAAACCAGAUACCAUGCUAAAUAUUUAAAAACACACUAAAGUCUAACUCUGUUAGGAUGUGCACAUUGUGUGUGUUUAAACUGAGUGGUUAACAGGAAACAAAUUAAACUGGUUGCAAUACUAAAGAGACACUUCCACUGUGAUAACAACAAAUGUUGAGUUUGAUUAACAUCUGGAUCAGUCGGCGUCUGAGCGAGAACAACACAAGAUCAACGUGUUUCAAGACUGACAGCAGGCUCACAUGAUGCUUCAGUUACACUCAAGAUAAAGCUUUCAUUUCUGCCUUACAUGUCAAAUGGUGUACAUAUUGUCUUAUGAUGUGCUUCAUUGCUGAGACACAAAAUAAACAUCAGGCAAAAAAAUAAAUAACACUGGAAUUUUUUUAUUCCGUGUGAUGCAAUGUUUGGCACGCUCUA